AUGACCCCAUCACAAGUCGAGAUGAACCCGGAGGAGCACAAGCAGGCUGUGCUGGAAAGGCAGUUGAAUGGCCUCCCUAGUGACGACAGAGGAAGGUCGAAAAUAGCUACCUAUGCAACAAAGCUCGACAGGACCAUCCUUUGCAUCAGUUCCGCCUGCGCGAUUAUUGCAGGUGCCUUGAACCCGCUUGUUCCCGUUAUAUAUGGCCUCCUCGUGGGUGUUUUUAACGGUUUCGCUACGGGGUCCGUGGAUGCUGCCGAGCUGCGGUCGAAAAUCUCAACGUUCAGCCUAUACUAUGUGUAUCUUAGCAUCGGCCUUUUCGUCUUUACAUACCUGGCCACUGUUGGAUUCUAUUACAGCGGGGAGCGGAUCACUAGGGCCUUUCGAAUCGCGUACCUGUCUGCUAUAUUACGUCAGAACAUGGCUUUUUUUGAUAUUCUGCGUCCUGGCGAGAUCUCGAACCGGAUCAUGUCCGAUAUGGGCAUCCUCCAGGAAGCUAUAACAAGUAAAGCUUCGACUAUGUUGAGCGCAAUAGCCACAUUUUGUGCAGCUUUCAUUAUUGCCUUUGUCAUGUACUGGAAAACUGCUCUGAUAUUAACUCCAUUUUUUGUCGCCAUGCUCCUGAUGUUCUCCGUCGGCGGCGCAUAUACUGUCAAGCAUCAAAAGCAAUCUCGGGAAAAGUACAGUUACGCAGCCGGUAUCCCUGAAGAAGCUUUCGGUGCUAUCAGACAGGUAGCGGCCUUCGGGAUGCAGAAUUUCUUGCGAGAACGGUACUCUCUAAGCUUAGGUCAAGCUGCACGAGCAGAAAGAAAAGCCCAGAAUAUGGUGGCGGGUCUCGUGGCGUCAAUGAACGCCAUGCCAUGCCUUAUCUAUGCGCUCUCGUUCUGGGCAGGUUCAAUCUUCCUGGUAAAAGGCGAGAUGUCUGUGACUGAUAUCACAACUACUACACUGGCUGUAACAAUUGGCGUGUUUGCCAUUAUUAGAAUCGCACCAUCCCUGCAAGCGCUGACUUCCGGGAUCGCUAUUACCGAGUCACUCCUAGAGACUAUUGCUAGAAGGUCUCCACAAGAUCCUUUGGUAGCAGAUGGUGACAAGUUAACUAGUGUUGAGGGCGACAUCCUGUUCGAUCAUGUGGAUCUUGUCUAUCCAUCAAGAAGCCAAGCCAAAGUGUUGGACCAUGUCACUUUGAAAUUCGCCGCGGACAAGAAGACGGCCAUAGUUGGUCCUUCUGGGGGAGCUAUUGAUGGACAAGAUAUCCAAACCCUCAACCUGCGCUGGCUCAGGCAGCAGAUAGGUCUCGUCGAUCAGGAUCCGAUCCUCCUCGACGUUUCCAUACUUGACAAUAUCUAUUACGGAUGCUCUAAUGUGAAUGAUGCAGCCUCGGAAAGCGCGCGGCUCGAGAAAGUCGUCGAUGCUGCCAAGAAGGCGUAUGCACAUGACUUUAUCAUGGCAUUACCUGAAGGCUACCAGACCCGAGUAGGCGAAAAGGGGCUCCAGCUCUCAGGGGGUCAACGACAGAGGAUUGCGAUUGCCCGUGCUCUUGUUCGAGACCCAAAAAUUCUUCUUCUGGAUGAAGCAACCUCCGCGUUGGACACAUCGUCUGAAAAAGGUGUACAAGCAGCUAUAGACGCCGCAGCAGAGCAGCGUACAACAAUUAUUAUUGCUCACAGGUUAUCCACCAUUAGGAAUGCUGACUCAAUUGUUGUACUCGCUCAAGGCAAAGUUGUGGACCAAGGGACUCACAUCGAGCUGAUGGCUCGAAAUGGUUUAUAUGCUGACCUGAUCGAGAAGCAACAGAUUAAAGAAAAUGGUCAAGAUGCAUCAAGCUCGUUGCACUCGGGUGAUGACGAGGGCAUUAUAAUGCUGAAUGAUACUCCGGAUCAUGAUUUCAAUUCGGACGAUGAAAAGAACGGCGCAUCUUUUACUUGCCGUGUUGUGGAGAAGCCCAAGGACACUUCCUACAACCCAAGCGCCAAAGGGGCAUUGUCAUUCAUUUUCUUCAUGAGUAGGCCCGACUGGAAACUCCUGCUAAUUGGCCUUGCAUGUGCAAUACUUGCAGGGUUGGAAAUCCCAGUGUGA
Aspergillus bombycis is the source of this 2079-nucleotide messenger RNA. It is a transcript of the gene fmpD, whose product is annotated as ABC-type transporter fsqE. Gene Ontology annotation, molecular function: ABC-type transporter activity; ATP binding; ATP hydrolysis activity. Gene Ontology annotation, cellular component: membrane. The transcript has 3 exons. Gene Ontology annotation, biological process: transmembrane transport. The record is from RefSeq and is a predicted model, not a curated record. Bases 1 to 2079 code for a protein of 692 amino acids. NCBI's taxonomy places the organism in Eukaryota, Fungi, Ascomycota, Eurotiomycetes, Eurotiales, Aspergillaceae.